Lecanosticta acicola is the source of this 828-nucleotide messenger RNA. The record is from the annotation of a GenBank genome assembly. Lineage: Eukaryota; Fungi; Ascomycota; Dothideomycetes; Mycosphaerellales; Mycosphaerellaceae.
AUGAGACGACAGACACCCCUACCCCAUCUGCUCUACAGCUACUUGUUCCCGCACCCCACCCCAAACGACCCGCCCUCCUUCGCUGCACACUUGGCUCGGAACUUGGUUCCCGAAGUCCGCAUUGAAGUGGCCACCUUCUACGGCGAUCUCAACAGCGCCGAGGCUCGCUACCCGGGCCUCAACUACUGCUAUCCCCCUCACCGCAUGCGUCUGGGCCGCUUCAAGCACCACCGCCGCCUGUUCGACGCUUUCGACCACCUCGCUCUCACCUACAAUGAGAUUCAGGAUUUCUGCUGUUGGGAGGGCACCAAAUGGGCACGCGAGCGUUACGAGAAGGACGAAGGAGUCAAGGUCAUGGAUACCACUGGUGACGAGAUCGCGCCAUUUGUGGAUCGGAGAGAACGCAGAUCCGACGAAUAUCUCCGGCGGAAUAGCAUCACUCGCAAGACCGACAUCUCGGUUACCGUCGAGGCCCGCCAACCGCCCAUUCACGAAGACGACGAGGACAUGAAUGACGCCGCGCCGGAAGACGACCUGCACGACCACACUCCACCCGACCGCGAAACUUCCUCCGAGGCGGCUGCGCGCGAGAGACACAUCGCACAAGUCACGCAUCACCGUGAUCAAUCCAUCACGCAACGCAUCAACAGACGCAUUCUGGCCGCGUGGGAGCAAGGCCAAGCCCUACCUCCCGACAUCGAGCAAUACCUCAAGGAGCAAUCCGAACGUGGCCACCCCAUGUUCUCGCAACGUCGCUCCUCCCAGCGCUACACUGCGCCGGAGAACGCGACACCCGUCGCUGCGAGUCAACCACGUGCAGCUGCAUAA